Messenger RNA from Protomyces lactucae-debilis, 981 nucleotides. RefSeq lists its product as uncharacterized. The annotation marks the transcript as partial. Lineage: Eukaryota; Fungi; Ascomycota; Taphrinomycetes; Taphrinales; Protomycetaceae. Gene Ontology annotation, molecular function: guanyl-nucleotide exchange factor activity; small GTPase binding. Gene Ontology annotation, biological process: vesicle-mediated transport. The transcript has a single exon. Gene Ontology annotation, cellular component: endocytic vesicle; cytosol. The record is from RefSeq and is a predicted model, not a curated record.
AUGCACUUACCCGUUGACUCCGAUACAUCUGCAGAAAAGGAACUCCAAGGCAUCUUGUCCCAACAACUUCCACCCACACCAGGCGCCACCUCCAGCAGAAGCAGACGACAAUCCUACUCCUUCUCUCGCAAACCCACACCCGAACCAGCAAACGACGUACCUUUUGACUUUACUCGCUUUCAAGAACAACUAAAAGCAAAAACCGCUGAGCCUGUGGCCAAGUAUAUGCGUUCCUUUCUCAAUGAAUUCAAGAAGCGACAAUGGACGAAUACGGAGCAGCAAAAGAUUAUCGCCGAUUUCCUCGAAUUCAUCCGUGGUAAAAUGGCGGUGUAUGAGCCUUUCAAGAGUGCCUCUGAGCAAGAAUUCAAUAAUGCCAAUGAAGGCAUGGAGAAGCUUGUUGUGAAUCGACUGUAUGCCGAACUCUUCCCACCCCUCAUUGCUGCGAGAAUCGGUAAAAGCGGAGCAGAUCGACUCGGCCACGGCGAAGACCUCGAUCGCGACAAAAUCCUCACGAGCAAAAUACGCACAUAUAGCUGGAUCAAGGAAAGACACCUCGAUAUCCCAGCACCACCCAACCAAGACGACAAACGCAUCAACCUGCAUGAACGCUUCAUUGGUCUUGCUGCCAUUGAGAUUCUCAAACUCGAUCAAUAUCGUGCACCGAGGGAUAAGAUUAUUUGCAUCUUGAAUUGCUGUAAAGUGAUCUUUGGUCUAUUGAAGCACGCUGGUAGCGAUGCCUCUGCCGACCGUUUCAUUCCAUUCCUCAUCCUCACCUUGCUCCAUGCCAAUGUCCCCAAUCUGGUCUCUCACGUCAAUUUCAUCCAACGCUUCAGACAUCCCGAUAAACUCAACGGCGAAGCUGAAUACUACCUCUCCUCUCUCCUGGGUGCAAUUGCAUUCAUCGAAGACCUCGAUAAAUCAAGCCUCACCAUCUCUCAGGAAGACUUUGAUCAUCAAGUAGAAACGGCCAUUCGUCGCAUU